AUGGCGUGGAGCCGCUCUGAAUUAUCUGCGGCGGGUUUCUUCUAUGAGGAAGACUUGCAAAGCCCGCUCCCCCCCCAUGUCAAGUCGCUCGGCCAGUCAAUGCUUGACUUUGCAUGCCAGGACCAAGGCCCGCCUUCUGAAGAAUGCAUCCAGAUCCAAUAUUUGGCUAGUAAAAAUUCCGAUGGCGAUUAUGAUGAGAAAAUCUGGGAAGACUUUUUUCGACAAAACUUCUUUGAUGUACUUCUGAACGACACUUCGGUCUCACAAGAUAUAUCGCGCAGAGUCUCACGAUGGAACUACUAUUAUGACGCUAUACGGCCUGGCAACAACGCUCUAUGGACAACAUUCCGGGAGAAGGUGGAAGGACAUCAAAUGAAGACGCUUCCCAAGGCCGACUUUGUCUUCUAUCUUCCCAUGUACCACCUGGCCGCUGAAUCUCCUAUACCUCGAAUAACUGACCACAGAGGUCGGGAAUGGAAUAAAGAACCAGUCCCAUCUCUUGUAGAGUCCUUCUCAUGGUCUAUAUUGAAGGAGCUCUAUAUGCAUGGUCUGCGUCCCUCCCCAUUCAAGGUUUUUGGCAAGGAUGAGCCGCGAGAAGCAGACCUGAAUUGCUAUCCGUGGCUUAUUGUCGAGCAUAAGAGUGGCAAGAAAAGCCUUAGUGAGAGUCAACGGUCAGCGCAAUUAGAGACUGUUUGCUGCCAAGCACUCAACGCCAGCGCGUGUGCCGUCAAGUUAAACCAGAUCGCUGCGAGGUAUGCCGUUGAGCUGCGUAAGCAGAUGCAUAUUCCCCCAAUUCCAGCCGUGACCACAGUCGGCAGUAAGGUCAGUGUCUGGAUAACGUACUAUGCGGAAGGUUUUAUGGCGUACCAUAGAGAGGGCUCUUGCGAGUCUUACGGGAGACGAAAUCAAGGCUAUGUAAGUACAAAAUCUGGGGUCCGUAACUAA
Molecule: messenger RNA, 945 nt
Organism: Fusarium musae
Lineage: Eukaryota; Fungi; Ascomycota; Sordariomycetes; Hypocreales; Nectriaceae
Exons: 1
Coding region: 1-945 (314 amino acids)
Source: RefSeq, a predicted model, not a curated record